AUGGCCCCCACCGCGCCGCAGCAACACUCCGGCAACAAGCGCCUGACAGCGCGCCAAAAGGCCCGCGCGCGCCUGGCCGACCCCCUGCUGCCGCGCAAGCUGCACCGCGAGAACAACGUGGUGGUCGACAGCUUCAUCAACUCGAAGCGCGACAAGCGGCUGAUCAAGCACUCGGCCUUCGUGUCGCGCAUCACCAAGGCCUCCUCGAAACCCUCAUCCUCAUCCACCGGCAAGAAGCGCCGGCGCCCGAGCAAGAAGCUCGUCACGACGCUCGAGUCGCUCGGCGACGCGCUCGAGGACAUCCGGCAGGCGAUGGAGGAGGGCAAGGACGGCGGCGGCGACCCGCAGCGGGCGCCGAUGGACGCGGAGCAGGCGCGGCAGGGCAAGGUGCGGCACAGGAGCCUGAAGACGCGGCCCGGGGCGCUGAAGCGGAAGGAGAGGCUCGUGAAGGGGGAGAUGGAGCGGUUCGGGCGGAACCUGGCGCAGCUGGCGAAUAUCGCGACCGUUUCUUCUGCCUCUGCUUCUUCUUCUUCUUCUUCAGCUGCUACUGCUGGUGGUAGUGGUGAUGGUGGUUCAGGUGGAGCGGCGGCGGAUGGGGGGCGGGAGAAGAUGGACAUAGAAGGGGACGGGGUAGCGCAGACAGAGGCACAGUCACAGUCACAGGCACCAGCACAGUCAUCAGGGACGUCGAGCCGGUGGGCGGCGCUCAGGAGCUUCAUCUCGACGACGAUGGAACAAAAUCCUGCUUUCUUAGGCAAGACAUGA
Molecule: messenger RNA, 765 nt
Organism: Thermothielavioides terrestris NRRL 8126
Lineage: Eukaryota; Fungi; Ascomycota; Sordariomycetes; Sordariales; Chaetomiaceae
Exons: 2
Coding region: 1-765 (254 amino acids)
Biological process (GO): maturation of SSU-rRNA from tricistronic rRNA transcript (SSU-rRNA, 5.8S rRNA, LSU-rRNA)
Cellular component (GO): nucleolus; preribosome, small subunit precursor; 90S preribosome
Source: RefSeq, a predicted model, not a curated record